AUGGCGUCUGAGACAUCUUUUCAAAGCAUUGAAUGCUUUGAAUGUGGAAAUCCACGCAAUAAUUUAUGGUGCUCCUGUGAAACCGAAGCUUUUAUACGGAAUUUUCAUAGAUGGACAAGUGGCAACAAAAUGCUAGACAAAAUCAUUCAAUAUACCCAACGUCAUGCAAGCAAAGAUGUUGGUUACCUUGAAUGGAUUCCAUUUGAAAAUAUUGACUUUAUAGAAUAUCGUGCAACAGGCUCUUUUAGUACCAUUUAUAGUGGUUUAUGGUUAGAAGGCCCUAGAUGGAAUUGGGACGAAAAAAACGCCGAUUGGCUUAGAAAUGGUCCAACAAAAUGUGCUUUAAAAAGAAUAGAAAACUCUAACCAAAUGAGAAGAUCUGUUGUUGAUUGCUUCGGUAUUACACGUGAUCCAACUGGUUGCUAUAUGUUUGUAAUGAGACUUUGCGAUGAAAAUUUAUACCAAUACAUUGAUAAAUCUAUGGGUUAUCAUCGUUGGGAAUGUAUUGUUGAAAUGCUUCGUGGAAUUAUUGAUGGUCUUAACCGAAUUCAUGAUAACGGGCUUUAUCAUGGUAAUCUCCACGGUGGAAACUUGUUAAUCGAAUAUACGUCUGGAGGCAUCAGUAUAAGAAUUUCCGAUAUCGGAUUACAUGGUCCAGCUAACAAAACUGCUUCUGCAACAUAUGGUGUUUUACCAUAUGUAGCUCCAGAAGUAUUAAAAAGUGUUGAAUAUACACAAGCCUCUGACAUAUAUAGCUUUGGAAUAAUUAUGUGGACAUUAUCUGCAUGUAUGCGUCCUUUUUGCCGAGUUCCUCAUGACCUUAAUCUUGCUAUAAGUAUAUGCAAUGGAUUACGUCCUGAAAUUAUUAAUAACACUCCAGAAGCAUAUUCGACAUUAAUGAAAAGAUGCUGGCAUCGAGACCCAAAUAAACGACCGAAAGUUACUGAAUUAAGCAAUAUUUUAAAUCGCUGGGUAACUGCGAUUUAUGAUGAUCCUAUCUCAAACUUAUUAAAUGCUGAAAAUAACGAUAUG
Messenger RNA from Racocetra fulgida, 1032 nucleotides. The record is from the annotation of a GenBank genome assembly. NCBI's taxonomy places the organism in Eukaryota, Fungi, Glomeromycota, Glomeromycetes, Diversisporales, Gigasporaceae.